Molecule: messenger RNA, 531 nt
Organism: Sclerotinia sclerotiorum 1980 UF-70
Lineage: Eukaryota; Fungi; Ascomycota; Leotiomycetes; Helotiales; Sclerotiniaceae
Exons: 3
Coding region: 1-531 (176 amino acids)
Biological process (GO): deadenylation-dependent decapping of nuclear-transcribed mRNA
Cellular component (GO): P-body; Lsm1-7-Pat1 complex
Molecular function (GO): RNA cap binding
Source: RefSeq, a predicted model, not a curated record
AUGGAGCACCAACCAACAUAUCAAGGCCCAGAAGGAGGGGCAGAGAUGCCAGCUCUGGGAGCUGGAAUACCUCCUCCAAAUCAGCAACUCCCUGCGCAAAUGUUCACGACAGCUGCGCAAUUACUUGACUUGACUGAUAAAAAACUUAUGAUUUCACUUCGCGAUGGCAGAAAACUUAUCGGAAUACUUCGAAGUUGGGAUCAAUUCGUACUACAAUCCACCGUCGAGCGUAUAUUUGUCGCACCACCUUCUCCCUCUACUCCAGGUGCGGUCACACAACCGGGACUAUACGCCGAUGUACCUCGAGGACUCUUCCUCGUCCGCGGCGAGAACGUUUUACUUCUUGGCGAAAUAGAUCUGGAUAAAGACGAUGAUGCACCACCAGGAUAUGAAAAAGCAGAUGCGGAAUUGGUGCACAAGUUGGACAAGGAGAGGAGAGCCCUGGAUUCGAAGAAGGAUAAGAGUAGACUUAAGAAGCUAGCGGAGCUGGGGUUUGAGGGCGAAAAUUCUGGGGAAGCAAUAUUUGGAUGA